Molecule: messenger RNA, 2259 nt
Organism: Lodderomyces beijingensis
Lineage: Eukaryota; Fungi; Ascomycota; Pichiomycetes; Serinales; Debaryomycetaceae
Source: the annotation of a GenBank genome assembly
AUGGAGAGGAUAUUCUAUGGCACGGACUAUCGUGAUCCAAUAACAAACUAUCCUAUUUACAUCUUUGAUACUUCGUAUCUACCGUCCACGGAGGUCAUUGACUAUAAUGAGCUUAUUCCCACGCUAAUGCAGUGCCUUCCCUUGAAGCCGUAUGUUCUUGUCAUAUUUUCAAGCGGGUUGAACAGGAUAAGUUGGCUCUGGGGGUUGAAAUUUAUCAAGAACUUCAUGAUGGUUGAUAACAACAGUGGGUACAAUUUGCGGAACUUGGUGAAAAUCUUUCUUGUUCACGAUAGCUGGUUCAUCAAGUCUGUCACUUCCAUGUUGUACAACUACAACUCCACGAGAAAGAACCUCGUCAUGUUGAACAAGCUCAUGGACACUUUUUCAUUAAACUCGGAUGGCUUGGGCGGCCAAACAGAGGUUAUCCACUGCAACAACUUGAGCCAGCUCAGCGAGUAUUUGGACAUUACCAAGUUGAAAACGUCUCUAAAUGUCUACGAGUACGACUUUCAGUUGGAGGAGAGUAUAAAGUUGUCCAUGAAGUUGACGCCAACGAUCAACCCGUACGUGACGCUUUCACCCGUGAAGCACCCACUAUUUUACCACCACAUAUACCAGUUUUUCCACAUUAUCGAUUCUAAUGGCUCCAAAGUCGAGUUGUUAUUUUAUAAACCUGGUAAAAAGGCGAAGAUUGACAUUCUAUACCAGUGUCUCUUGCGCAACCAGUUGAUCUGGAUCAACGACUGGGACUUGUACAGCAUAUCAACCACGUUCAAACGGCUUUUACUGGAGCUUCCUCACCCAUUGAUCCCCAUGGAUGAAAUCAUUUUGCCUGUAGAGGAUAAUUUUGAGUUUACCAGUGGCAUCUUUCAGAAAAUCAACAUUAGACACCGAUGUUGCCAGCAGACUGAAAACUACGAUACGCUAUUAUUGCAGCUUUUCGAGUGCUUCCAUGAAUUGAUCCUCAAUGAAGCCGUCACUAAGCACACUUCGUCAACAAUCGGCAAGUGCAUGUCGCACUGUCUUUCACAAACAGUCGUUUCAUCUGAUAACAGCGACACCCAGAUUAUCCUGCGAUUCAUCAAGAAUGUCUUGGAGCAUUGGGAGCAAAUAAGGGGUCUGUUUGAGUUUCCCUCCGUGGAAGACAUUGUGUUUGGCAAUUAUCAAGAAACGUCUAUGGUUGAGGAUUCGUUUGAUGAAAGCUAUGACAUUACCUUUCAAGACGAGAAUAAUGACAACGAGUCACGUAUAGCAUUCAACACGAGGUCCAUGCUCAGCGAAAACACAAAAUUGAGAUCGAGGGAAGUGGAGCUGGAUGACGUGUCGACUUUGAAAUCGUCGAAAUCGUCAUCGUCAUCGAGUGUGCAUUCAGGUUCAUCACUGAGUAUAUUGAAUGACGAUUCUUCGCCUCGGUUAGCAACAAUCAGGAGAAGAAGCCUGAGCUCGUCUUUGACCAAGCCGAAGUUGCCCGAGAGAAAAUCUCGUUCUUCAACUUCGAUAACCCGGUUGAACGCAGAAAGCUCGCUUCAGAGAACUUCGGAGACUCGACCACCGGUUUUGCAAAAGAAGAAAUCCAGCAGCAAGCAUGGGACGGGGGCUGGGGCUCCUCCUCCCACUUUACCUAGUCGCAAAAGAGAGGUGCUUUUCGAAGCGGAGGAUAUCUUGAGUAACUCAUCCCCCUCCGAAGAUAAAAUCAUCGAUUCCUCAGAAACCAAGGUUUGCGGCGUGGAAGACACAAAGAAACCCCGCUCAAAAGAAAGCAGCGAAGCGAAAGAGGCAAAAGAUGAUGAUAUUGCUAAAAACAAGCAGGAGCAAUCUUCUCCCACCAAGGACAAAGAUCAAGCUGCACCGAAACCACCCCUUUCAAACAAAAGCACUAAAACCGCCAAAAAUAACUUCGAGAAUGGACACGUUACCAAAUCCACAGCUUCAGUAGCACCAAGCGAUCAGCCAGUGAUUCCUCGCCCCGAGCUCAGGUUCAACCCCGCCAAGUCGACUGCGUCCGCUUUCCAAUCAUCAAAUAAAGACAACUACACCCCAUCCAACAGAAGCAAAUCAUUCAAUAAGAUUACCUCCGCCUCCGCCGCCGCCGCUGCCACCACAGCUGCUGCAUUUUCGAAAUUUAGUGAACCUGCCUCGAUGAAUGGUAAGACGCCGAUCACACCUAAGAAAUUGGUGAUUCGAGGCCGCAAAGUUUCCCAAUUAGCCAAGUUGUUCGAGGAGAGACGCGAAGGAAUCGACAUUUUGAAAAGCAUGUGA